CAAACAUAUACCACACCGUUUUAGCAAGGGCUUACUAUACCUUUAUUGUGUGGCAAAUGCAUUAUGAAUGAACCCAAUCAACCUGAGGAAUAUGAUCCCAAAGAAAUUUUCAACGGAGAACCCCCGGUAGAUACACAGAAUGGCCCAAUAGAUGAUACGUUCGGUGCGUCAAUACCAGCCAUUUCCACGCAGCCGGGGCAGUAUAUGCAGUACUGUCUGGAUUGCGGCCAGGCGGUGCCGUGUAUCUUUGGGUGGGUUAUAUUCUCAUACGUAUUUAUCGCAUAUAUCUACGCGUUGGAAACGAACUUAACUGAGGACGAUCCGCUUGGACAGAGA
This is a messenger RNA of Sphaeroforma arctica JP610, 336 nucleotides long. RefSeq lists its product as hypothetical. The annotation marks the transcript as partial. The record is from RefSeq and is a predicted model, not a curated record. NCBI's taxonomy places the organism in Eukaryota, Ichthyosporea, Ichthyophonida. The transcript has a single exon.